CUAAAUUCACGUAUUUCGCGGUGGGGGUGGGGCGACAGGCGUGCUUGUCUGUGUAAAAGCAAAGCUGUUUAGGGACCGUCUGCAGAACUGGCUACACGAAUGGCGGCUGCUUGUAGUGGUGGUGGUGCUGGACUCGCAGUAUCCACGGGAUUGGAGGCAGCAACGCUGCAGAAACUGGCGCUUCGGCGGAAGAAGGUGCUGGGGGCCGAGGAGAUGGAGCUGUACGAGCUAGCGCAGGCUGCCGGCACCGCCAUCGACCCCGAUGUGUUCAAGAUUCUGGUGGACUUGCUGAAUCUGAACGUGGCUCCCCUCGCCGUCUUCCAGAUGCUGAAGUCCAUGUGUGCUGGGCAGCGGCUGACAAGCGAUCCCCAGGACUCGGUGUCUAUAUCUCUGACCACAUCCACAUCAGAGACCCGAGGAAGAAACCGAGGUGGGCCCAUUCUUGGCAAUGUGACUAUGGCGGCAGAACGUGGAAGCCGCGAACGACCCGUCCACAGGAUGCCACGCCAGCCCAGUGCUACCAGGCUGCCCAAGGUGGGAGGACCUGGAAAGAGCAACUCCCGGAGCAGCCCAUAGGCUCGAACAGACACUGCACUUGACACACAGUCUUCAAGGCAGAUGCUGCCCACCUCUUCACUUCCUUAAACCGUUCUGAGAAGCUUAAUAUCUGUGGCUUUUUGAUACUAUUAAAAGAUUUAGAUUUGGAAUGA
Molecule: messenger RNA, 710 nt
Organism: Apodemus sylvaticus (European woodmouse)
Lineage: Eukaryota; Metazoa; Chordata; Mammalia; Rodentia; Muridae
Product: mitotic-spindle organizing protein 2
Exons: 4
Coding region: 100-576 (158 amino acids)
Cellular component (GO): centrosome; spindle
Source: RefSeq, a predicted model, not a curated record